GACAUUGGGGUGUCGAGAAGAGCAGAGAAGCGCCCAUCAUCAUCCAGCUGAAACCAUCGGUCGAUCGCUCGCCGGACACGCACGCGCACGUCGGAGGUGGUUGAUCGAUAGAUAGAUAGGUGAUGGAGAACGACAGGAACAACCAGGCUCCGCCACCACCCCCAGGUUACUACCCGUCGGCGGCUGCGGAGCAACGUCAAGCCGGUGGUGGCGGGAAGAAGUCACGCCGGGGGAGCACCAAAUCCAGGGGCGAGAAGGGAUUCGAAGGAUGCCUGGCGGCACUCUGCUGCUGCUGGAUCUGCGAGAUGUGCCGCGACUAACCGGCCGGCGAGGUCACUGCCGGCAAAAGACGUUGGUGCUAGUGCCUAUGAAGAACAUACACAUACAGAGAGUCGCUGCGUAAUUACAGUGUUUGUUCGUUUGUUGUUUUAGGUUCUGCGGAAGUAACCCUUGUGUUCGUGUGUGAUGUCCAUGUAGGCAUGUACCGUGCGUCACAACUAUAAUCAAUUUUAAGGCGCCAAAUUAUUGGGCUACUGUUGAGGAUCCUCUAUUGAGGAUCCUCUAAGAGCAUCUCCAACAGGUGCUCAAAAAGAGCUCCGCGUAUUAAAAAUUUAUUUAUUUUGGCGCCGAACAGCUCCAGCAGAUGCUGUAGCGCUAAAAGAUUUAGGGCGCGCACUGAAAAAUGCUAUCGCGUGCGACAUAUUUUGGACUCCGGAUUACGCGUGCUUCACAAUUUGCACCGUCUGCUUUUUGGGCGCGUGUUUUUGGACAUCUGCUAAAACAAUGUUGUUCCGGGCGCAUUAAAAGUGCUACAGUGGCGCGCUAAAACUUUUAUUGGACGCGAAAUUUUUAUGCGGCCGUUGAAGAUGCUCUAAUUAAAGAUAACACCUGCUGUGCAAAAUGAAGGCUUUUAUUUGCCGAGUGAGAAGUCGUGAAGGCGUAAUAUAAUCAGUAGUCACUUGUGCAGAGGUAGUAGUAGUAGUGGGAUCGAGGGUUUUUUGUUUUUGUUUUUGAGAAAUAUAGUGGUAUCAAGUCAGGUUCAUCUCUAAUUGCUCGGUAAUCGAGUUGUGCACAUCAUAAAGAUACAGAUAAAAUAGGGUUAUCCUCUAAAAAAGGAAAACGUUUGGAUUCAUCCGGAUGAUUUCUUCCUUCCGUAAACCGUGUUCUGUGCACCCGACGUGUCCUCGCCCACCGAUCCAUCCCGGCCUUAUCUACUCGCAAUCUCUUUUCUCCACACGUUCUCUCCUUUUCCCCUAUCAUCCUCAUUUGUUGCAGCAGAGAAGAGCCAUUGACCCCAUGGCAAGCACCACCAACCACCACAGCUGGAACCGAAAGGGGCCGCCUCCGACGGCUACAUGAUGCUACUCUGCCCCAACACCAUCCCUGUUGCAAACAUUGGGUGCAGCAGCCACCCUCCUGAUGCAUUCACGCCAUGGCCAGUAGUCGCCAUUGACACAAGCAGGCCAGAAUCUGACACCGGCAACACAAACGACAAGGUCGUAGCAAGGGCGGGGGAGGGCGACUCUGGCCAGCACCACUGUAAGGUUCCCGCUCGCCACUGUCACUCCACGCUUCAAUCCAUGUUUCUUGCACCAGCACCAUUGCUGCGACGUGCCAUCUCCCUCAACUCCGGUCGUCGUCACACGGCGGUGCAGCGUUGUAACGCAACCGGUGCUACCAGAGGAGGAGGCUGCGGUGAGCACAUCUGAUGCUGCUGCUUAUUGCAACAUCACCACAACAACUGUCAGGGUAGUCAUGCGGCUAAUCGGAACGUGUGU
Aegilops tauschii subsp. strangulata is the source of this 1778-nucleotide messenger RNA. RefSeq lists its product as uncharacterized. The record is from RefSeq and is a predicted model, not a curated record. NCBI's taxonomy places the organism in Eukaryota, Viridiplantae, Streptophyta, Magnoliopsida, Poales, Poaceae.